Messenger RNA from Suncus etruscus (white-toothed pygmy shrew), 2703 nucleotides. RefSeq names its product scavenger receptor class F member 2 (gene SCARF2). Lineage: Eukaryota; Metazoa; Chordata; Mammalia; Eulipotyphla; Soricidae. Gene Ontology annotation, molecular function: scavenger receptor activity. The coding region runs from base 1 to 2703 and encodes 900 amino acids. The transcript has 12 exons. The record is from RefSeq and is a predicted model, not a curated record.
AUGGAGGGCGCAGGGCCCCGGGGGGCCGGGCCGGCGGGGCGCCGAGGAGCCGGGGCCCCGGGGCGGCUGCUGCUGCCGCUGCCGCUGCUGCUGCUCUGGUUGCUGGCCGGCCCCACGGCGCCCCAGGAGCUGAACCCGCGCGGCCGCAACGUGUGCCGCGCGCCCGGCUCCCAAGAGCCCACUUGCUGCGCCGGCUGGAGGCAGCAGGGGGAGGAAUGUGCAGUUGCCGUGUGCGAAGGGAACUCGACGUGCUCGGAAAACGAGGUGUGCGUGCGCCCUGGCGAGUGUCGCUGCCGCCACGGCUACUUCGGUGCCAACUGCGACACGAAGUGCCCGCGCCAGUUCUGGGGUCCCGACUGCAAGGAACUGUGCGUGUGCCACCCGCACGGCCAGUGCGAGGACGUGACGGGCCAGUGCACCUGCCACGCGCGGCGCUGGGGCGCGCGCUGCGAACACGCGUGCCAGUGCCAGCACGGCGCGUGCCACCCGCGGAGCGGCGCGUGCCGCUGCGAGCCGGGCUGGUGGGGCGCGCAGUGCGCCAGCGCGUGCUACUGCAGCGCCACGUCGCGCUGCGACCCGCAGACGGGCGCCUGCCUGUGCCACGCGGGCUGGUGGGGCCGGAGCUGCAACAACCAGUGCGCCUGCAACGCGUCGCCGUGCGAGCAGCAGAGCGGCCGCUGCCAGUGCCGGGAGCGCACUUUCGGGGCGCGCUGCGAGCGCUACUGCCAGUGCUUCCGAGGCCGCUGCCACCCGGUGGACGGCACGUGCGCCUGCGAGCCGGGCUACCGCGGCAAAUUCUGUCGGGAGCCGUGCCCGGCCGGCUUCUAUGGCCUGGGCUGCCGGCGGCGGUGCGGCCAGUGCAAGGGCCAGCAACCCUGCACCGUGGCUGAGGGCCGCUGCCUGACUUGCGAGCCCGGUUGGAAUGGCACCAAGUGCGACCAGCCGUGCGCCGCGGGGUUCUACGGGGAGGGCUGCGGCCACCGCUGCCCGCCCUGCCGCGACGGCCACGCUUGCAACCAUGUCACCGGCAAAUGCACGCGCUGCAACGCGGGCUGGAUCGGCGACCGGUGCGAGACCAAGUGCAGCAACGGUACUUAUGGCGAGGACUGCGCGUUCGUGUGCGUGGAUUGUGGCAGCGGCCACUGCGACUUCCAGUCCGGGCGUUGCCUGUGCAGCCCCGGCGUCCACGGGACCCACUGUAACCUGACGUGCCCGCCCGGGCUCCACGGUGUGGACUGUGCCCAGACCUGCAGCUGCCAUGAAGACUCAUGCGACCCGGUCACCGGUGCCUGUCGCCUGGAGACCAACCAGCGCAAGGGCGUGAUGGGCGCGGGCGCGCUGCUGGCCCUGCUCCUCGGUCUUCUGCUCUCGCUGCUCGGCUGCUGCUGCGCCUGCCGGGGCAAGGACCCCGCACGCCGGGACCUCGCGCUUGGGAGGAAGAAAGCACCCCACAGACUGUGCGGACGCUUCAGCCGCAUCAGCAUGAAGCUGCCCCGGAUCCCUCUCCGCAGGCAGAAGCUGCCUAAGGUUGUAGUGGCCCAUCAUGACAUGGAUCACACGCUCAACUGCAGCUUCCUGGAGCCGCCCUCCGGCCUUGAGCAGCCCUCUCCGUCAUGGUCAUCCCGGGCCUCCUUCUCCUCUUUCGACACCACCGAUGAAGGCCCUGUGUACUGCGUGCCUCACGAGGAGACGCCAGCCGAGAGCCAGGACCCCGAGGCCCCGACCACCCCAGCGGGGACCCCGGCCACCGCCACCAAGACGUCCACGCCGGGCCCCCUGGCCACCCCGGCGUCAGCAGCGGGGUCCCCCGCGGAGGAGGCCUCGCCCGUGCCCGCGUCGUCGGACAGCGAGCGCUCGGCCGAGUCCAGCGCCGACGGGCCCGGCGGGGCGCUCUACGCCCGGGUAGCCCGGCCGGCCCGGGCGCGGGGGCAGGCGCGGGGAGAGCCGGGGGCGGCCGUGCCGCUGUCCCCGUCCCCGGAGCGCCAGAAGCCGCCGCCCCCGGACCCCGCCACCAAGCCCAAGGUGUCCUGGAUCCACGGCAAGCAGGGCGCCCCCUCUCCGGGCCCCAGCCCCGGCAAGCGCAGACGGACGCCCAGCGGCGGGGAGGAGCCCGGCCACGUCGUGCCGUCGCCGCCCCGGGCUCGGGUUCGAGGCCGCGGGCUGGGCUCGGCGGAGAACACGGAGGCGGGAGGCUCCCCGUACAGUGCUCCCGACGCCGCCUCCAUGCUGGCCGCCGAGCUGCGCGACAAGACUCGCAGCCUGGGCGCGCGGGAAAAGCCGGCCCCGCCCCAGAAGGCCAAGCGCUCCGUGCCGACCCGCGCCGUGGCCUUGGCCGUCGCCGCCCCCGAGGCGCCCGCAUCCGACGACAUCCCGCGCAAGAAGAAGACCCCCAUUCAGAAGCCGCCGCGCAAGAAGUGCCGGGAAGUCGGGGCGCCCACCCUUCCCCGCGCGCCCGGCGAGGCCCCGCCCACUCGGCGAACGGCGGCUCCUCAUUGGCUCAGAUCCUCAAUGCGCGGGAAAAAAGGCUCGUUCCCAUUGGCUGAGACCUGGAGGACCACUUUCUCUUCCCCAUUGGCCGAAUCGAGGGGCGGGGUCUGCCGCUACGCGACCUCGGAUUGGUCGCGCUUGCACUCGCUGGCUGCAGCCUACGUUCUCUCAUUGGCUGGAGGCCGGAAGCACUUCUGCCCCUACUGCCUCGCCUAA